Molecule: messenger RNA, 2383 nt
Organism: Orbicella faveolata
Lineage: Eukaryota; Metazoa; Cnidaria; Anthozoa; Scleractinia; Merulinidae
Source: RefSeq, a predicted model, not a curated record
AUGCCGAUGGAGCAUAUAGGUGCUUCUCGCUUUAUUCGCGAUACCAUUUUAGACGGGUAUAAGAUUCCUCUUAUUUACAACCCACCUUCAACCCAUUUUUCCAAUAAUCGCUCAGCCAUUCAGUAUAGCGAUUUUGUUGGGCAGGCCAUUUCUGAUCUACUGGCCACAGGUUUUGUGUUUGAAUGCGAGUCUGCCCCUAUUGUCGUUAACCCCUUAUCAGUUUCUAUGCAGUCUAACGGUAAGAAAAGUCUUAUUUUGAAUUUACGGCGCCCUAAUUAUUUUGUUAUGAAAUCCAAGGUGAAAUUCGAAGACGCUAAAACCAUGCUUUUUAGCUUUGUCGAUAGUUCCCAGAAUUGGCUUUUUUCAUUCGAUAUCAAAUCUGGUUAUCAUCAUACAGACAUUUUUCCGCCGGACCAAGAGUUUUUAGGUUUUUCCUGGUCCAAGGAUGGGUUAAUUCACUUUUACAAAUUUACUGUUUUACCAUUAGGCCUUUCCACUGGCCCUACGCUGUUCGCAGACCAUCUCGUAUUGUUUAUUCAGAUGCUAGCGCUGUUGGAUGUGCUUAGUUUUUCAUUAAAGAGUUUUGCACAUCUUCUUUCAGGGUGUUCUGUUAAGUGGUUUACUGAUAACCAAGCUGUUCCUUUGAUCGUCGAUUCUGGUAGUAUGAAACAACAUUUGCAUCAACUCGUGGUUGAUAUAUUUCAUACCGUCAAAGAAAACAAUAUCGAAAUCGAGGCUGAGUGGAUACGUCGUUCAUUAAACGAGAAAGCUGAUUACUUGAGCAAGAUUGUCGACUGUGAUGACUGGACAGUUAAAGAUUGUUAUUUUUAUGCAGUCAACUCUUAAUGGGGUCCCUGUUCAGUAGAUUGUUUCGCUAGUUACAAAAACCAUAAGGUUCCCCGAUUCUCUUCGAGGUUCUUUAAUCCCGAUUCUUUGGGCACGGAUUCCCAAGCGUUUAGUUGGGUAGGAGAAACCUGUUGGCUGGUGCCGCCUGUUUCAUUAGUUAAAAAUGUCAUCCACCAUGUAUGUUUUUGUCAAUGCAGAGGAAUUCUGGUUAUUCCUUAUUGGUCUUCAGCUCCCUUUUGGCCCUUUUUGGUAGAACGCAGGAGGGUUUUCCGAUCAUUUGCCAUUGAUUUUCUUUGUCGAGAACGGCAAAGAUGUUUAUCUCCAUGGGGCAAAUAAUAGUUUCCUUUUUGGCUCAGAGAAUUUUAGUACCCCAGUGUUUUUUUCUGCUGCUUGACGGAGCUAUACAGUACAGUGCCCAGUAGAAUCUGUUUAUGAGACGUCAUGUCGCGCGGCCACUUGGCCAUGUUUUAUGAGGGACUGCCCGUUCACCAUGUGUUGGCCAUGGGUGACUAAACUUUUCUAGGCCGUUGGGCCAUUGUUGUCUUUGUGCGGGACUGCCCGUUUCUAGUUGUGCUGAAUGUACCAUUUAGGUCACUGGGCCCUCCUUAUGUUUUUGGUUGCGUUGCAUUUGCAUUACUUCUAUUUGUUCUCACAUUUCUUGUUGUUACUUCCCUUGUUUACAAGGUGGAUAUGCGUUUGCCUCAAAAGUUGCCCACUUAAGAGAUCCAGAGCUUCGAAAGUUAGCGGAAGGUCUUCCCUUGCGUGCCGUUAAAACAAAGGCCUCGUCAACAACGGAGCGUUAUUCAAGAGCCUUUCAAAAAUUUAGAGAAUGGUCUUCUUGCCUUGAAGAAGUCGUUUGCUUGCCCUUUACUUGGAGGUUUUGCUACAGCAGAGUUACCCCUACUCCACGCUUGAGUCUGCCUGUUAUGGCACAAUUUGUAUGGCUUUCCAAGUCCUUAUGAUUCAAAAUUGGUAAGGAACGUGCUUGAGGCUGCAAAAAGGGAACUUGCAAAACCUGUUCUCAAGAAAGAACCUGUUACUCGUGAAAUGAUUUUGAGUAUAUGUAACUGGUUCAGUGGUUUGCGGGUCCCAAUGCUAAUAUUUCUGAUCUUCGCUUAGCUGCAAUUUGCGUGACUGCCUAUUCGGUCUUUUCCUUUACAACGAGUUAGCUAGCCUUCGUUGUUGUGACGUUAGUUUUUGCGAUACAUUUGUUAGGAUUUAUGUAUUUAAGAGCAAAACAGAUGUUUAUAGGGAUGGCGCCCAUGUUUUCUUAAGAAAAUCAGACUCUGUUUCUUGCCCUUUUCACAUGCUUAACAGAUACGUCCGUAGCGCUAAUUUAGACUUGUCUUCGUCUUUACCGUUUUUUCGCUCCUUGCAUUUUCAUAAAGUUACUUCUUCUUAUAGUUUGCGUUCCACGGGUACGAGUUAUACCAGAACUAUGGAAAUAGUUUUACCAGCGUUUGCGGAAUUAGGGUAUCCUCCUAAACACUUGUUUGGUUUACACAGUCUAAGAGCAGGAGGUGCUUCUGCGGCCGCU